Messenger RNA from Loxodonta africana (African savanna elephant), 1504 nucleotides. It is a transcript of the gene GLRX5, whose product is annotated as glutaredoxin 5. NCBI's taxonomy places the organism in Eukaryota, Metazoa, Chordata, Mammalia, Proboscidea, Elephantidae. The transcript has 2 exons. The record is from RefSeq and is a predicted model, not a curated record. Gene Ontology annotation, cellular component: mitochondrial matrix. Bases 461 to 1033 code for a protein of 190 amino acids.
GACCCGGGCCGGGCUCAGCCGCGCCACCAGCCCAACUGCAGACACCAAGCCCGGCCCGCCAGUCGCAUCGCCAUAGCAACUAAACUACCGCCUACACCGGAACCGGAACUUUCCUGUGGGAAGUGGCCCCUUCCCGGCGUCCCGCGGAGCGGGCGAAACCCCGCCCAGCACCGUGCCCAGUCAUCCUAGAGUAUCCCAGCAGGCCUCGAUUGCUCUUGGAAGGAAAUCGUCUUGCCUCUCGUUUCGCCUCUCCUUGCCUCGGAGCGUGACUUUGAUGGGCAUCCACAAUUGCCAAUCAACGACAAAGGAGAUGCCAACGGCCAAUAGGAAGACUGUAGGGUGCAGCUCAGCCGUAAGGACCGCCUCCAAGUUGCCGGGGCAAACGGUGACGUGAUUGGUAGAAUCGAGUAAUUGCGGGCUAGCGUUCUCCAAUCGUGAAGAGCAGUUUCGGGCCGGCCCAAUGAGGGCCUCCGGGAGGCGGACCUGGCAGCCGCGGGCCGAAGCAAGCCCCCAAGUGGUGAACCGAGGUUCCGGCGUCGAGGGCUCCGGCGAGCAAGCGGGUAUGAGCGGGUCCCUGGGCCGAGCGGCGGCGGCUCUGCUCCGCUGGGGGCGCGGUGCAGGCGGCGGCGGCCUGCGGGGCCCGGGCGUGUGGGCGGCGCGCUCGAGCUCCGGCGGCUGCUCGGCGGAGCAGCUGGACGCGCUGGUGAAGAAGGACAAGGUGGUGGUCUUCCUCAAGGGGACGCCGGAGCAGCCCCAGUGCGGCUUCAGCAACGCCGUGGUGCAGAUCCUGCGGCUGCACGGCGUCCGCGACUACGCGGCCUACAACGUGCUGGACGACCCCGAGCUGCGGCAAGGCAUUAAAGAUUAUUCCAACUGGCCCACCAUCCCGCAGGUGUUCCUCAACGGGGAGUUUGUGGGCGGCUGCGACAUUCUUCUGCAGAUGCACCAGAACGGGGACCUGGUAGAAGAGCUGAAAAAGCUGGGGAUCCGCUCCAUCCUCCUGGAUGAAAAGAAAGACCAAGACUCAAAGUGAGGGCGGUGCAGGUCCUCACUGGCACGAUGCCCCGCGCUCCGGAGGGGAAGCUGUGGGUGUCGAAAACGCACCGCCAGCCAAGCCUUACCAAUCCUCGUUCUUGUUACGGAGACACAGCGGCUUGCGCUAGUCUCCAGGCGUGCAGCAGUCAGUCAUUUCAGUGUGUCUGGUGUUUGGGACUUGAUUAUAACCACUGCACUGUAAUGACUCAGUGUUGUGGUCUGAUAUUGUACACAAAACCUGUUCUUAGAUUGCCGUUUUCUCUCUGCCCAGUGCCAGAGUAGAACGUGGGGCUUUUGAAUCAUCACGAUUAUUCAUGACUCCUCAGCCUGUGUGUCAGUCCGCAAAGUCAUGUACCCCUCUCCCCUGCCCCCCCCAAAAUUUUGUAACUUGUCUGGCACAGAAACUGGACAAGGAAGAAGAUGUGGUAACUGGGGUGUUGUUUUUUUAAAUAAACUCAGCACAGGGAUA